GAAUGAUUAUUCAAUCUUCUCCUUUAGAUGGAGAGUUCAGAAUCCGAGCAGUCAUGAUUCUAGAUUAUCCCUGGGAAGAGGAAUUUGCGAUUUCGUCGAGUUCAGAACACAUGAUGCUAGCAUAUAAUAUAACAGACGGAAUAAAUUCAACGUAUACGGAUCAGAGCUCGGCAUUCAAAGAUGUCUUCCUUGGAGUAGACAUGUUUUCUUUUUCAGAUGAAAAUGGUAUCAUCCGGGUAUCGUUCCAGUGCUUGUUCAGCGGCACUCCUUCAGAUGACAUAGGAACCAGGCCUGCCUUCAGCGAUCUCUUCAUCGCCGAGUUGGAGGACGGAUUCGACAACGACAACUUCUACAACCUCACGUUAAAAGACGAUGAACCCGUCAUUGUUGUCCGAUUCACUUCAUUAUGAUCCUAUGGAACCGAUGUGCCUUGCAAAUUAUAUUACUUCACUUAAAGCUGGACUGCACUAUACUUAUAGCUACUUGCGCCCUCCUUAAAGCAAACAAUGCCUAAGCGGUACCCUCUCAUUGGUCCCCCAUGGUCCCCUUUUUCUUAUGUUAAUUGAGAGC
Molecule: messenger RNA, 570 nt
Organism: Strongylocentrotus purpuratus (purple sea urchin)
Lineage: Eukaryota; Metazoa; Echinodermata; Echinoidea; Camarodonta; Strongylocentrotidae
Exons: 3
Coding region: 3-410 (135 amino acids)
Source: RefSeq, a predicted model, not a curated record